ACUGGUAGAAGACUGGAUCUAGAUAUGUAUUUCCAAAAUAUAGAAAUGGUGAAAAAUAAUGAAAAUAGUUCAUGACAAAAAAUACUUAACUAUUACCUCAACUGAAGGACAAAGGCAAAAGUGCCUCAAACAGGCUAAACACCCAUAACCUCAAGCAUCUGAGUAUGGUAUAGCUAAACUAACAGCAUGUUACCAAGACAAUGAUCUAUACCUGAAUGAGGAGAAAGUGACUAAAUGGUAGGUCUAUUACAGCAACGGACAGAAGUUACAUUUCGUAGCAGGUUAGGAGAACUUUCUAAAAUUCUCACGACGCAACUAAAACAUGCAACUUUUUUACAAUAGCUUUACACCAUCUAGCCACAAUGAUGCUAAAAGGACAUGCCCUAACCUAUUAUUAGCGUUUCUGAUAAACAAUGAAAACACCCCCACAGCAGGAGAACUCAAACACAGAGAGGUGGACAACCUGUGUCUGAUGUUGCGUUCAUAACAUUUAGUAAAUUCGUUAAUACCAGCAUACCACUGGGGGAAAACGUGUUGCUCCCAGUUUACAAGUAGUACUACCUGAGUUCCCCACUUGUAAUGAACGGAGCAUGAAGCCCUGAACUGACCUGGGCGUGCUCCCCUUGGAGCCAGGUCAACACAGCAAUGGUGAGUAGAACAUGUUGGCGAUUGGAACAAAGAAAUUAAACAAUUUCAACAACAAUUAAAGGUUGUGUAUGUAACCAGAUUCUGCUGUUUAUACAUACUGUUUAAAGGAACUAGUGAUAGCAUAGUUAGGGAAAUGUCCAUGUGACAAUAGCUCUCAGGCACAAAUCCCAUAUACCUACCUACAUGUCAAAUAAAAUUAAAUAUAAUUUUAUUGGUCACAUACACAUUUAGCAGAUGUUAUUGCGCGUGUAGUGAAAUGCUUGUGUUUCUAGCUCCAAAAGUGCAGUAAUAUCUAACAAGUAGUAUCUAACAAUUUCACAACAUUACACACAUUUAAAGUAUGUUAAAAGGGUACAAAAAUCUACAAAAAGGAACUACUACUGUAUAUUCAUGAGCUAGCUACUCCAAUGUUUUUGCAUCAAAAGGAGUACUGAGAGCACCUCUUGUAGACAGUGUGGACUGUGUAUGCUAAAAUAGGUGCCUUACCUAGGCUCCCUGCCUCAGAGUUUAUACAGUAACCUCACCAAAAACAGCCUUGUUUCAACUAGUGGUGUUGACUCCCCACUCAUCAUUUUCCAGCCACACCUACCCUGAGUAAUUACCUUUACACGCACAGAACAGCCUCGUCCAGCCAGGGGGCUGGCUGCGGCACAGAAUACAAAUGGCCCAUAAAAAUGCCUUCAACUGCCAAUUAGUCAAGCAAGAUAUGUACUGAGCUUGCUAUUAAUAACCUAUUACCACAAGCCGGACAAAGAUGGCACAGCCUAAUGAGCAUUUGAUUGUCAUAUUUGUCUUGAAUGCUGUUAAAGAUUACAAAUGUCAGAGGGCAAACAUUGUCAGUAGUCUCUUCUGAUUUCUUGCUGAAGUUUGUAUUAUGGGGAGUUUUUCCCCCCUCCGUUCCCAAAGUAUAGAAGGACAGUGGGGUGUGAAGGCAAUCCUCUCUGCUACAGGGUCGAGUGUUUGGGUCAAGGCCAUGGCCAAGGUUUAGUGGCUGUCAGGCGGCAAUGAUAGAAAGGUCAGCCCAAGCAGAGCUCAGGGCAGAACAGACGGGUUCAUAUCAAGGUUAUAGUGUGCUUUAUGCUACACAGCAAAACACUACUAGGCUGUGAUGAACUGCAGCCUUAUACUAGGACACAGAUGCAAAAUAACAGUAUUCAUCAUUGUGCUACUGUUAUAUUACUACUGAGUAAUGCUAAUGGUAAAUAAAAAAAUAACUGCCUCUGUAGCUCUGGGGAUAAAAUACAUUGUUCGCCACAUGAUUUCUGUCAUUGUGUUUCAUAGCAGUCCAUCAGAUUCUGCUGUAAAUUAAAGUUAUCUCUCAAUCUGUUCCUAUAAGGGCUCCUCCUCCCCUGUGUCUAUAAAGCAGCUCAAUCUUCUAACACCACCACCCAGCAGCAACCCCUUAGAACAAGGACACGCUGAUUAAAGACACUAAUAUCCAAAUAAUUACUUUUUACUUGAUUUAUAUAGUUUUCGCACAGUACUGGGACACAACAUUAGCAAUGUGUGAGGUAAAUUCAUUGUUCUAAGUCUUUAUUCUGUCUCCACUUCCUCCAGAUUGGUCUUGCAUUUUGGAUCCAAUGACUGAAUGAGCUUGGUUCAGUGUUGCCAGGCAUGGAGCAGAUGGAUUGUAAGCCUUACCAGUCGUUGUCCAAGGCCCGGAAUGAGAUGGAGCUCGCCUACACCAGCUCCUCAGACGAAAGCGAGGACGGCAGGAACCUUUGCAAAUCCUACACAUCCCGAGAGACCCUGCCCGACUACGGCCAGGAGAUGAGACUAAACUACAACAGCCACAGAGCCAAGCGGAAAACAGUGGAGGAACACACUGGAGACCUGGAACAGCUAGCACGGCCCAGUUACCAGGCGGAACUGCGCUCUGCCCCCCAGCACGGCUACCCGCUGGGCAUAGGCUCUGAUGUGGAAACAGAGACGGAGGGUGGGCCCUCGCCCGACCACGCCCUCAGACUGUGGAUGCAGGAGAUCAAAUCAGAGCACAGCUCCUGUCUGUCCAGCAGAGCCAACUCUGUCCUGUCGCUCACCGACACUGAGCAGGAGAGGAAGUCAGAUGGAGAGAACGAGCUCCCCAGCAGUCCACCAGCUCAGUUCACCUUCAGACCCCUCCCCCCACCUCCACCCCCUCCCCACGCGUGCACAUGUGCCCGCCCAGCCCCUCACGCUCACGUUUCUGAGGCACUGCAGAGGAACACCCUGCCGGCUCGGAGCCAGGCGAUGGACGGAGAUCCCACUCUGCCGGCCGACAGAGACAGAGGCCAGCUCCACAACAGCUGGGCCCUCAACAGCAACAUCCCCCUGGAGACCAGGCAUUUCCUGUUUAAACAUGGCUCAGGCUCCUCUGCACUGUUCAGCGCUGCCAGUCAGAACUACCCUCUGACAUCUAACACAGUGUACUCCCCACCCCCACGGCCCCUACCCAGGAGCACCUUCUCCAGACCCAUGUUCACCUUCAACAAGCCCUACAAGUGCUGCAACUGGAAAUGCACUGCCUUAAGCGCCACCGCUAUCACCGUAACCCUCGCUCUUUUGCUCACAUACGUCAUUGCAGUGCACUUGUUUGGGCUGACCUGGCACCUGCAGCCAGCAGAUGGGCAGCUCUAUGAGAAUGGACUCAGCAAACUGGACAGAGACUCAGAGAGCAUAGACAUAACCUUCACGCCCUUCGGUCUGCCCGGCCUCAACAACACCAACAAAGGAGCUAUUCCAGAGGGGAAAGCGAUAGACCGAGGGGAGGUGGACAUUGGUACCCAGGUGAUGCAGGUCAUUCCCCCAGGUCUGUUCUGGCGUUUCCACAUCACCAUCCACCACCCUAAGUAUGUCAAGUUCAACGUCUCCCUGGCACGGGACGCCCUCUUGGGUAUCUAUGGACGGAGGAACAUCCCCCCUACACACACACAGUUUGACUUUGUCAAGCUCCUGGACGGGAAGCAGCUGAUCAAACAGGAGGUUCAGACGGUGGCGGAGGAUUCCAACGCGUCUCCCAGGAACUUGAUCCUCUCCUCCCUCCAGGAGACGGGCUUCAUAGAGUACAUGGACGCUGGAACCUGGUACCUGGCUUUCUACAACGACGGAAAGAAAAUGGAACAAGUUUUUGUUCUGAGCACUGCCAUCGAAACCAUGGACGGCUGCUCCACCAACUGUAAGGGGAACGGUGAAUGUGUAGCAGGCCACUGUCACUGCUUCACCGGCUUUCUGGGACCAGACUGCUCAAAAGACUCCUGUCCUGUCCUGUGCAGUGGGAAUGGAGAUUAUGAGAAAGGUUACUGCCAGUGUCACCCGGGCUGGAAGGGCCCAGAGUGUGACAUCCAGGAGGACCAGUGCAUCGAUCCCACCUGCUCCAACCACGGCACCUGUGUCAACGGCAUCUGUAUGUGCAGCCCUGCCUACAAGGGCAACAACUGUGAACAAGUGGACUGCCUGGACCCUCAGUGUUCUGGCCAUGGUGUGUGUGUGAAGGGGGAGUGCUUGUGUUCAACGGGGUGGGGAGGCCCAGACUGCGAGAGCCCCCUGCCAGCAUGCCAGGAGCAGUGUUCAGGCCAUGGGAAAUACCUUCCAGACUCUGGCAGCUGUACCUGUGAUUCCAGCUGGACUGGCUCUGACUGCUCCACCGAGGUGUGUCCGGUGCCCUGCAGUGCCCACAGUGUGUGUGUGGGAGGGAAGUGCCAGUGUGAGGAGGGCUGGGACGGGCCAGGCUGUGACCUGCAGGCCUGCCACCCCCGCUGCCAGGAGCAUGGCCAGUGUAAGAACGGACAGUGUGAGUGCCACCCCGGCUGGGAGGGAGAACACUGCAGCAUCGCGCAUUACCUGGAUCUCGUUGUUAAAGACGGCUGUCCAGGCCUGUGCAAUGGCCACGGUCGCUGCACCCUGGAACAGAGCGGGUGGCACUGUGUGUGCCAGGCGAGCUGGAGCGGCAUGGGAUGCAAUGUCGUCAUGGAGACAGAGUGUGAUGACAACGCCGACAACGACGGAGAUGGCCUGAUGGACUGUGUGGACCCAGACUGCUGCCAGCAACCUAGCUGUCACAGUGGGCCUCUGUGCCAGGGCUCCCCGGACCCCCUAGACCUGAUCCAGCAGAACCAGACCCCCUACGCCUCGCUCCUCUCACGCCUCUUCUACGACCGCGUACGCUUCCUGGUUGGAAAGGGCAGCACCCAUGUCUUCCCUGGCGACAUCCCGUUCGACAGCAGCCGAGCCUCAGUGAUCCGGGGGCAGGUGGUGGCACUAGACGGGACCCCACUGGUGGGAGUGAACAUCAGCUUCCAGCAGUACCCUGAAUUUGGCUUCUCUGUCAGUCGCCAGGAUGGCAGUUUUGACCUGGUGGCUGCAGGGGGCAUCUCAGUCUCCCUGAUCUUCCAGAGGGCUCCCUUCCUCAUGCAGAAACGCACCAUCUGGUUACCGUGGAACCAGUUUGUGGUUGUAGAGAAGGUCACCAUGGCGAGGGUUGAGUCUCGCCCCCCUGUGUGUAACCUGAAGAACCUGGUCAGUCCGUACCCCAUCGUCCUCCCCUCCCCUCUCAUCCGCUUUGCCAGAACCUGUGAGGAGAGAGGCCCAGCCAUCCCUGAGCUGCAGGCUGUCCAAGAGGAGAUCACCAUCCCUGGCAGUUUCUUAAAGCUCACCUACCUGAGCACCCGCUCCCCUGGCUACAAGGCUCUGUUCCGCAUCAUCUUAACCCACUCCAUCAUCCCCACUGGCCUGGCUAAGGUGCACGUGUCCACCGCCAUCGAGGGACGACUCUUUCAGAAGUGGUUCCCUGCCGCCCCCAACCUGGUCUACGUCCUGGCCUGGAACAAGACUGAUGUCUAUGGGCAGAAAGUGGUGGGCCUGGCCCAAGCUCUGGUCUCUGUAGGCUAUGAGUAUGAGUCAUGUGCUGACUACAUUGUGUGGGAGAGAAGGAUGGCUCAGCUGCAGGGCUUUGAGAUGAUUGCCUCCAACCUGGGGGGCUGGUCCCUGGACAAGCACCACAUCCUUAACCUACAAAGCGGUGUUCUACACAAAGGGAAUGGAGAGAACAUCUUCAUCUCCCAGCAACCGCCAGUCAUCUACACAGUGAUGGGGACGGGGUACUUGCGCACCAUCCCCUGCCCCAACUGUAACGGGCCUGCCCUGGGUAGAAAGCUCUACGCUCCUGUCGCUAUCACCUGUGGCUCUGACGGCAGCAUCUACGUUGGCGACUUCAACUUCAUCAGAAGGAUUCUUCCCAAUGGAUUCGUCAUCAGCGUUUUAGAAUUGAGGAAUCGAGAUCUCAGGCACAGCUCCAGCCCAGCCCAUAAGUACUACUUGGCCAUGGACCCAGUAAGGGAGGCCCUCUACUUGUCUGACACCAGCAGCAGGAGGGUCUACAGACUCAGGACCCUCACAGAGCCCAAGGACCUGGCCAAAAACAUGGAGGUGGUGGCAGGGACGGGGGACCAGUGCACCCCCUUCGAUCAAGGCCACUGUGGAGACGGGGGCAAAGCCAUCGAUGCCUCCCUCAACAACCCCAGAGGGAUUGCAGUGGACAAGCAAGGAUUAGUCUACUUUGUUGAUGGAACAAUGAUUCGCAAGAUCAAUGGAAAAGGAAUGAUAUCAACUGUCAUUGGUUCCAAUGGCCUGACUUCCACUCAGCCGUUAAGCUGUGACGCCCGCAUGGAUAUUUCACAGGUUCGUCUAGAAUGGCCCACCUACCUGGCUGUCAACCCCAUGGACAACUCCCUGUACAUCCUGGACAACAACAUAGUGAUCCAGGUGUCAGAGAGCAGCCAGGUGAGGAUCGUGGCGGGCCGGCCCAUCCACUGCCAGGUCCCUGGGAUCGACCACUACCUGGUCAGCAAGGCAGCUGUCCACUCCACCCUGGAGGCAGCCAARGCMAUCRCMGUKUCCCACCAGGGCACRCUCUACAUCGCYGAGACGGACGAGAGGAAGAUCAACCGCAUCCAGCAGGUCACCACCAACGGGGAGAUCUCUGUGGUGGCCGGGGCGCCCACUGAGUGUGACUGCAAGAUCGACCCCAACUGUGACUGCUUCUCCGGCGAUGGUGGAUAUGCCCGUGAUGCCAAGCUGAAGGCUCCCUCCUCCCUGGCUGUUUCCCCUAACGGGACUCUGUACAUCUCAGACCUGGGGAACAUCCGUAUCAGGGCCCUGUCCCCCAACAGGCCCCAGCUCAACCAGAACAGCAUGUAUGAGAUCACCUCUGUGGUGGACCAGGAGCUCUAUCUGUUCAGCGUGAACGGCACCCACCUCCACACCCGCAGCCUGGUCACCGGAGACUACGUCUAUAACUUCACCUACUCAGGAGAGGGCGACGUGAGCGCCGUGGUCUCCAGCGACGACACCGCUGUCCACGUGCGCCGUGAUGCCAAUGGCGUGCCCCUCUGGCUGCUGGUGCCCGGGGGUCAGGUCUAUUGGCUCACUAUCAGCAACGGGGGCGUCCUCAAGAAAGUCUCCGCCCUGGCGCAUGACCUAGCGCAGAUCAGCUACCAUGGCAACUCAGGUCUCCUGGCAACUAUGAGCAAUGAGAUUGCCUGGACAACGGUCUAUCAGUAUAAUUCUGAUGGUCAUCUCAUCAAUGUCACCUUGCCAACGGGAGAGGUCAGCAGUUUCUACGGCAAUAUGGAGAAAUCAGUGCGGGUGGAAGCAGACACUUCAAAUCGGGAGAAAUUCAUCACAGCCACAAACUUCUCUGCUGCCAGCACUAUCUAUACAUUACGCCAAGAGCAUGCUCAAAACACAUAUCGUGUGAGUUCSGACGGCUCUCUGUGGGUGACGUUCGCCAGCGGCAUGGAGGUGACCCUGAACACGGAACCCCACAUCUCGGCGGGCGUGGUCAACCCCACAGUGGGCAAGUGUAACAUCACCCUUCCGGGCGAGAAUGCUUACAGCGUCAUCGAGUGGAGGCAGAGAAGAGACCAGGCGAAAGGGAACUACACAGCCUACGAACGCAGGCUCAGGGCUCACAACAGAAACGUGCUGUCCAUAGACUUUAACCAAGCCACACGAGUAGGCAAGAUCUAUGACGACCACCGCAAGUUCACCCUGCGGAUCCUCUAUGACCAGAUGGGUCGUCCCAUCGUCUGGUCUCCCAGCAGCAAGUACAAUGAGGUGAAUGUGACCUACUCUCCAGCGGGCCUGGUGACCAGCAUCCAGAGGGGCAACUGGUCAGAGAAACUGGAGUAUGAGAAUGGGAGGGUGGUCUCCAGGACAUGGACCAAUGGGAAGAUAUGGAGCUACACUUUUCUGGAGAAGUCGGUCAUGCUGCUGUUGCACAGCCAGCGGCGGUACACCUUUGAGUAUGACCACACGGACUACCUGAUGUCUGUGACCAUGCCCAGUAUGGUGCGUCACAGCCUGCAGUCUAUGCUGUCAGUGGGCUACUACAGGAACACCUACAGUCCUCCAGACAGCAGCGGAGCCUCUGUGAUCCAGGACUACAGCCAUGAUGGCCGUCUGCUCCAGACUCUGUACCUGGGCACGGGCCGCCGUAUCCUCUACCGAUACACCCGCCAGUCCCGCCUGGCAGAGAUCCUGUACGACACCACCUUAGUCACCUACACCUACGAGGAGACCUCCGGGGGGGUAAAGACCAUCCACCUCAUGAACCAGGGCUUCAUGUGCACCAUCCGCUACAGACAGACAGGUCCUCUGGUUGGGAGACAGAUCUACAGGUUUAGUGUGGAGGGCCUGGUGAAUGCCAGAUUUGACUACAGCUAUAAUAACUUCCGGGUCACCAGCAUGCAGGCCAUGAUUAAUGAAACCCCUCUUCCCAUUGACCUUUACCGUUAUGUUGAUGUGUCAGGAAGAAUUGAACAGUUUGGGAAAUUCAGUGUCAUAAACUAUGACCUCAAUCAAGUGAUCACUACACACAUCAUGAAGCACACUAAGAUAUUUAAUGCCAACGGACAAGUGAUCGAGGUCCAGUACGAGAUCCUGAAGUCUAUUGCCUACUGGAUGACAGUGCAGUAUGACAACAUGGGCCGCAUCACUAUCUGUGACAUCAGGAUUGGUGUGGAUAACAAUAUAACACGCUACUCAUACGAGUAUGAUGCUGAUAGUCAGCUCCAGGCUGUGUCUGUGAAUGAUAGGCCACAGUGGCGCUAUAGUUACGACCUCAACGGCAACAUUAAUUUACUGAGUCAUGGCAACAGUGCCAGACUAACGCCGCUGCGCUACGACUUACGAGACCGCAUAACACGACUCGGAGAAAUUCAGUACAAAAUGGAUGAAGAUGGCUUUCUUCGCCUGCGGGGCAAUGUCAUGUUUGAUUACAACUCCAACGGGCUGCUUGCCAAAGCGUUUGACAAAGUGUCAGAGAGGAGUGUUCACUACCGCUAUGACGGUCUGGGCAGGCGGGUGGCCAGCAGGACCAGUGACGGCCAGCAGCUGCAGUACUUCUAUGCCGACCUGACCAAACCCACCAGGGUGACCCACAUGUACAACCACUCCAGCUCUGAGAUCACCUCGCUCUACUACGACCUGCAGGGACACCUCAUCGCCAUGGAGCUGAGCAGUGGGGAGGAGUACUACGUAGCCUGUGAUAACUCUGGCACGCCACUGGCCAUCUUCAGCAGCCAAGGACACAUAGUCAAGGAGAUGCUCUACACCCCUUACGGAGACAUCUACCAAGACUCAAACCCUUCCUUUCUGCUGAUCAUCGGGUUCCAGGGCGGUCUCUAUGACGCGCUGACCAAGCUGGUCCACCUGGGGAGGAGGGACUAUGAUGUGGUGGCUGGGAGGUGGACCACUCCCAACCAUAACCUGUGGACGGAGCUCAGCAUCAACCCCAAGCCUUUCAACCUCUACUCCUUCAAAAACAACUACCCGGUUGCAGAGUUACAGGAUGUCACCAAGUUCACUACAGACAUCAGCAGUUGGUUGCAACUGUUUGGGUUCCAGCUCCACAACGUUGUCCCUGGUUACCCCAAGCCGGAGGUGGAGAGCAUGGAGCAAACCUAUGAAAUGAUGAAGACUCAAACCAAGACACAAGACUGGGACCCUAGCAAGGUUCUGUUGGGUAUCCAGUGUGAGCUGCAGAAACACCUAAAGAACUUCAUCUCUCUGGACCGACUGCCUAUGAGUAAGGUGACUGGUCAGCUGGGGGCGUGGCAUGGCCGGAGGCCCCGCUUCUCUGCCAUCUCCUCCAUCUUUGGAAAGGGUGUCAAGUUCGCCAUCAGAGAUAAUGUUGUCACCACCGAAAUCAUUGGGGUUGCAAGUGAGGACAGCCGGCGUGUGGCAGCAGUCCUAAACCACGCGCUCUACCUAUCCGGCCUGCACUUCACGGUGAACGGUCUGGACACUCACUACUUUGUCAAGCCCGGCCUGCUGGAGGGGGACCUGGGAGUGGUUGGCCACAACGGAGCGGGUCGCGUCCUGGAGAACGGCGUCAACGUGACCGUGUCCCAGAUGACGACAGUGGUGGAUGGGAGGACUAGGCGCUUCGCUGACAUCCAGAUGCAGCACGGGACUCUGUGCUUCAACAUCCGCUACGGGGCCACAGAGGAAGAGGAGAGGGAGCAUGUGCUGGAGGUGGCCCGGCAGAGGGCGGUGGAGCAGGCCUGGGUCAUCGAGCAGAGGAGGCUGGAGGAAGGAGAGGAGGGCUCCAGGCUCUGGACAGAAGGAGAGAGGCAGCAGUUGCUCACCACUGGACAGGUUCCCGGCUAUGACGGCUACUUCGUGCUCCCCGUGGAGCAGUACCUGGAGCUCUCUGACAGUGCCAACAACAUUCACUUCAUGAGGCAAAGUGAAAUAGGGAGGAGGUAACAGCGGCAUCGUGCUUCACUACUGCCGUGGGUUCCCCUUCACCAAAGACAGUCUGUUUUUAGACACAAUGAUUUGUUGUACCGUUUUUUCUAGAAUGAUGACGAUAAAUAUACAAAAAAAAGACAACUGCCUUUAAGUGACAAAUGAUGGUAUUUUGUUUCACCUGUGUUCUGAUUGUUUUGUUUCUUCUGAGAAUUAAUUGAUCAUUUGAAACUCUUGACGGUCUUUCAUUUUGGAGUUACUUGGCUAGCUUAUGUAAUUUGACCUACUUUGUAAGCUGUUAGAUAUGCUGAAUCUGAGAUGACAGACUCCGUAUCAAGUUCAUUACCAUAUAAUUAAUCUUUAUACAUACUGUAUCUAUAACAGUGUAGUGAAUUGCUGUCAUUUCAGUUUAUACAGUGCAUAUCUGUCUGCGAUCUCUUGAGAAAUGGCAGUGACAGCUACUGUCUUCGUUUGUGACUAUGAGACUCACUGGCAUCGGGAAUUUUGCUGCUUUCUGCGUAUUUAAAGUUCUGGUGGUACAAUGGAGUAGAUUGUGUGGGUUUAGACACAUGACAUUGUAUAUAGCAAGUGCUUUAGCGAGAUACAAGUGCUUAACUUAAUAAUGUGUUGUUACUGAUUAUUAAUCGUUAAUCCUAUCAAUAGAAUUGAUCACUGGAGUUACACAGAGCAACAGGAAAAAGUAUUCAUGCUGAAAACCUGUACAGUACAGUUUACUUUUUUACAAAUUGCUUAUUGUAAAAUAUCAUGUAUUAUCUGGGUGGAGCUUGUGCCUUUCUGCUCUUAAAAAAACUUUGAAGGAUGACAAUUUAAUCAAAACAUCUCCUUCCAUACCAUGAAAAGUGUUAUUAUUUAUGUACUGGACUAGAAUCCUUAUGGACUGGAGCUUGCAGGGCAGACUAUAGUGCCCUAUGCAAAGUGCUAAAUCAUAGUGUAAAUGUUACAGAAAACCUCAUAUUGUAAUUCACAGAUAUUACAUUCAUUGUACCUUAAUAUUCUGAUGCCAUUACAAGGCACUCCUUCCCAGUCCCUGAUCAGUUAUAUCUGAGCUAGCAAGUCAAUUGGCAGACAGUGCAGUAGAUAAGUCUCUGCCGCCAAUGUGAAAUCCAAACGUCACAAAUUAGUUGUGUAAGAAUUGUACUGAAACGAUGAUACGUUUGUAAAGAAUGUCCAUACAUCUAGGAGAAGGCCCAUUUACAGUUAUCAAGUGGGUAGUAUAGACUUUACAUAUCAGAACAGGGUGAAAAGCAGAAAGAGAAUAGAACAAAUUCACAGUGGGUAGCUUACAAGAGUCUGACUGUGCACUAGUUACGGGUCAAAUGUAGUGAAUGUGGAGGAGGAUUUUUCUAAGAGAAAUGCACACAUUGAGUAGCUGUUUAAAACAGAUAAAACGGUCUGGAAACAUCCAUUUUUUUUAAAUAUUUACUCAACAUGUAUUUUGUCUGUSCUUAAUUUACUACAACAAAGUCACAUUGUGUUUCAGCAUGUCAUUCUUCUGUAAAAAGAUUGCAAGUACUGUAUGCCGUAUGCCUCGGCGUCUAGUAUUCCACCAAAAAUGUGAGGAAAUUAGAUGUGCAUAACAUUUCACCAUCUUCACAACAGCUGAAAUAUUUUGAAUGCAGCCCCAAUUAAACAAGCCUUAGUUAAUCAAUAGUUUACUCAGUCCUUUGAAACAUCUAAGAAUCCUCAUUAUUUCCUAUUUCCAAAGACAAACUUUCAAGUCUGGGAUGAUAUUGAACUAUUUAUUAUUUAUACAUUUUUGGCUCAGAGUAUGACCUGUUUGGAGCUGGAGAAGAAGGAUUGAAAAAGUGAAAGGUUGUCCAGUUAUCCACCCUCACACAUUACCCAUAUCCACAAUUUGGUUGUAUUGUUAAGGAUUUUUUAUAAUUGGGAUGUGUAUGGUUUGUGUACUGACAUUUGUUUUCCAUGCUUCUCAUACAGAAAUGAAACAUUAACACUGUGGAAAAAGGCUGAACCUAAAGCAUGGAGUACAAAGACAAACACCCUAUAUUCUGAUAAUCACUUUAAUACUGUCCAGUUCAUCAAAAAUAUAAUUCUGUGCAACCGUAUCUGUUGUUUUUUUACUUUAAUUCUCAUUGGGUUGUAUUGCAAAAAUGAAUUGUAUAAAAUAUAGGCUAUAUGGUAUACUAUAUAACAUAUUUUGGGUAAAUUAAUUGAUAGUACUCCAUAUAAUUAAUAAUGCUCUGCCCAUUGGUGUUCAUAUUGAUGAUACUGUCUCAGUUGGGUAACUCCGAGAGCAAAGACUUUGCCAAGAUACAUUUGUAUGGUAUGAAAACACUGAUAUCGCUUGAUUGCAUUUUCUACUCUGGGCUUUGACCAAGAGGCAUGCAUUUUCUGCAAGUGCUCCAGGAAGUGGGUGUAAAUAAUGAGAAGAAGUUAAUAUAUUGGGUGUGGAAAGUUCAUAUUUAAAACAAGGUACUUUGAAGGUUUGACUUUUAAUAAAUAAAUGUGCAAAUUCUUUA
Salvelinus sp. IW2-2015 is the source of this 12878-nucleotide messenger RNA. NCBI's taxonomy places the organism in Eukaryota, Metazoa, Chordata, Actinopteri, Salmoniformes, Salmonidae. The record is from RefSeq and is a predicted model, not a curated record.